This is a messenger RNA of Zootoca vivipara (common lizard), 417 nucleotides long. The record is from RefSeq and is a predicted model, not a curated record. Lineage: Eukaryota; Metazoa; Chordata; Lepidosauria; Squamata; Lacertidae.
AAGGCAACUCCGAAUAGCUUCACUUCGGGGAGUCGUCGGAAAGAGCAAAUCAUGUCUGGUCGUGGCAAAGGAGGCAAGGGGCUCGGCAAAGGAGGCGCUAAGCGCCACCGGAAGGUCCUUCGAGACAACAUCCAGGGCAUCACCAAGCCCGCCAUCCGCCGCUUGGCUCGCCGAGGCGGAGUCAAGCGUAUCUCGGGGCUCAUCUACGAAGAGACGCGCGGCGUCCUCAAGGUCUUCCUCGAGAACGUCAUCCGCGAUGCGGUCACUUACACGGAGCACGCCAAGAGGAAGACUGUCACGGCCAUGGAUGUGGUCUACGCCCUGAAGCGACAAGGACGCACUCUUUACGGCUUCGGAGGCUGAGCGCCAUCUUGCAUACAAUAACUCUUAAAAGGCCCUUUUAAGGGCCGCUCAAUC